This is a messenger RNA of Penicillium macrosclerotiorum, 1791 nucleotides long. RefSeq lists its product as uncharacterized. Bases 1 to 1791 code for a protein of 596 amino acids. NCBI's taxonomy places the organism in Eukaryota, Fungi, Ascomycota, Eurotiomycetes, Eurotiales, Aspergillaceae. The record is from RefSeq and is a predicted model, not a curated record. The transcript has a single exon.
AUGCUGCUGAAUCUUGGCCUCACCGCGGAUGCCGCAGCAGCUCACAUCAAUGAACCCUGCGCUCAGCCAGAAUCCCCGCCAGCUUCCAACGCCUACGCCGGUUUCUCUCUUCCUACUCUGCCCUUCCUGGACACGUUCUAUAACCGUGCCAGAGCAACGACUGAUCCGGUCCCGUCGUCCACACUGACAGGCUCUGAAUCCCGUGGAACCAUGAGCCCCGUUGCAUCAUCCCCCACGCAGGGCGAAUCGUCCACCCAAGGUAUUCCACCAGCGCUCGCCCGGCCCAAGGCGAAUCGUUCCUAUAGCUCCUCCAAGAAGUCCACCCGGCCCAAGACCUCAUACCAGCUCGCCCACCCGGCGCAUCAUGCGCGACAUAAGCGACUCAAAAUGCGGCCGAAACUCCUCCUACAACUGCAGCAGGUGUCGCAAACCCCUCGGCCCCUGCCGAUUCUAGAUAUCCUCCCGUCCACCUUGUAUUUACCCCGGUUAGCGCGCAAAUUCCCCGCAAUGUUUCGACAGAGGAAUGGACUGGGUCCGAACGACUUGAUUAUUGUGAUGAGUGAACUGUACGAGCGGACGGUGGCCAGCAUUCCGGAGAAACAAGCCAGCUCAGAAGAUGACGACGAGGACCAACGCGAGGUGGUGGCUACCAUUUGUCAGAUGCUUCACGAAGAUGCUCGCUCCAAAGGUAAAGCCGAGAUCUGUUUGAACUUUGGCCCGGUUUGGGAAGCAACGCCGCUGCCCAGUGGCUCGUACGAGUUUGUUGCCCGCUUCGAGAACGGGGUGGUUCAGGUCAUGCGAUGGGCCCUGCGCGGGGGCCGGAGUCGUCGCGUAUCUGCGCCGCCGGUGCCUGGAUCACAAUCGCAGGAAGAUAACAAGCGCUUCACGUUCAGUGUUAUUGACCCCAACACUCGCCGACACCCCGUGAUCGCCUCUAUGACGAAGAAUCAGCUCGAAAUCAACGAUGAAUACUCGGCCGUGGCUCGGUCCAGCACCGGACCCACGACCCCAAGCUCGGGGAUGUCCGUGGCCAGUGACAUGUCCGACACCGAGGCACCGGUAGAUACAAACGACACAGUUAAAUUAGACGAUGGUCUUCGGACGCUGAUCAUCGUCACUGGGAUUUGGGUCGCUUUCCGCGAAGGCUGGUCCCAUAACUUCAACUAUGGAGAUCCCAUUUCGGCGCCGAAUGUCAAAACGGUGGUCUCACCGACUCCAUCCCGAUAUGCGUCGCCCAUUUCCAUCAAGAACGAGAACGAGAAUGCAGUUGAUCGGGACGAAUUGUCUCCGGUGAAGGAGCUUCCCAACGGCGGCAAGCGGUGCAUGUCGAUCACCAGCAUGCGCCGAUCCAACACUAUUACGCCAGCUGAAGGAGCCAAUUCCUUCGGCAGUCUCUCGAAGCGUUCCAACUCAACCGGUGCUGCCUUUAUGGAUCGAGCUAAGCGUCGCACUGCCUCAGGGAUCAGCAACCGCCUCAACCGCCACAGUAUGUUACCCAACACCGGUGAGAACCGUCGCGACAUUGUCGUCUCUCGACCGCCGUCGCUGCGGCAAGCUUCGGUCGAACCCGAGCCGUCAUCUCAUCAACCCGACCGCUCCAAGUUUUCGAAAUCUGAAGCUCAGCCCGCUGCUGCCACGUCCGGAUCAGUUCUGAAUGCGGACCGCACCCCGGACUUCAGUUUGGAUGGCGCCUCCGACCAGCUCUCCAAGGACAGUGACGUCAAACAAAAACGGCGACACCGACUUAGCUCCAUUUUUACGAUCUUCCACCGAAAGAGCGGGACUCAUUGA